UACAGAGAAACCCUGUCUCGAAAAAAAGGAAAAAAAAAGGAAAAAAAAUUCUUAUCUGAGAGAAAUUUCAGGGGCCCAAGAGAAAGGCAGAGGACUGCUGGCCAUUUCUUUAGUUUUAAUGGUAGCCUGGGGUUACAAAGAAAGCAGAGGUGGAUGAUUACUGCUUCUUCGUUUGACUCAAAUCCUCGCAGCCCCUGGUACCAGGAGAAGCAACAAACCUCAAAGUUACCAAAAGACCUUUCCGGGUGUGUUCCCUCUCCUUUAGUCCUGAAUGCUCAGGCUCUUGGCUCUCAGCUCCCUCACAAACCUCAGAUCUUCAGAUUGAUCGGAGACAAGAUCUCCCCAAGUAGUAUCCCAGUUGGCCUGGGGCUCAUUAUGUAGACCAGUCUGGUCAGGAACUCUUGGUCAAUCCUCCUGCCUCUAACUCCGAGUGAAGCACUUGAGAUUACACAGUGUACCACCACCAAAACCAGCUUUUUUUUUUGGUCAGAGUUUCAAACUCCCCAUGUAGUUGACGGACACUGAUUUUAAACUGCUGAUUCUGCUUCCACACUGCAUAUGUUGAGUUUGCAAUGGCUACCUCUGCUUUCCAAGGUCUCCAUACUGCCCUGCGUUCUCAUUCCUGGUACAGAGUAGGAAGCCGAAUCCCUUUUUUGGGUGCAACCCUGCCCCCUUGCCCAGCUUGAUUUUUUUUCCCACAGCACUUGUCCAAACAUACAGCAUUCCAUAUACUAUGAAAUAAUCCCAGCUGGCUUUGAAUUUGUGAUCCUCAGUGGGUAGCUUGAAUUACCAAAAGACCCACACCCCCAUCUCCACAUCGUAAGAUUAUGGCACGGUUUCUUCACUUCUGUUACUGUAGGUGCUCAGAAAUGGGGUUCCAAAGUCUGGAGAUGUAGCCCAGUGACCUAGAAUGCACAUUCUGGGUUCGAUGGCCAGCACCGCAUAAAAUAGGUGUAGUGAUGUAUUCCUGUAAAACCGACGCUGGCGAGGCUGGGGCAAGAUCAAAAACUCUAAGGCAUCAUCCGUUACUUGUUACUUAUCCAGUUUGGGGUCAGCUUGGGCUACUCAAGGGCUGUCUUAGAGAAAAAGGCAAAAAAAAAAAAAUUGAAAAGAAUGGAAGAUGAAUGUUUAAAGAGCGAAUUUUCUUCUCAUCUGCUAAGAGGUGUUCACCAUUUCUCGUUUGGGGUAUGAGGCGAGACAUCCCGAAUCUCAGGUAUCACAAGCGCUGUGGUGGUUUUGGAAACAGCUCUUUCCACUGGAGUGAAAUCGACUCCCGCGGAGGGGGGGCGGAUAGUAUGCUCACUCACCCCGGGGCAGCGGGCAGGGCCGGGAAGGUCGGGUUUGGCCGCCGUGACUGGCCUUGCAAGGCCCCGCCCCAAUGGGCGGAGCCACCGCAGGAUCAGCACGUGUAAAAAGUUCGGCGCGGGUCUCCGCAGGCCACUCACCUGAGCGUCCGGCGGCCCAGCGGGUUCUCUGAACCUGCGCCUUUACUCCAUGUCCCGCCGCAAGGCCGGCUACGUGCCGCGCCGUGUAGACCCCAAACCCGACCAAGACGACAUGGAGACACCAGAGCUCGUCAUUGAUGUGAAGCCAGAGCGCGAUGCGGGGCCCUUGGCCCCGAAGGACGCGUCCAUGCCGGGGCCCCUCGGUACCGAGCGUCGUUUCGGCACUGCCCCGCUGCCCCUCGGCGCGCGCAGUCCGUGGGCCCCGUGGAUACCGCUGAGCCCUGAACCUUCCGACCGCCAGCCCUGGACCGACAAGCACCCAGAUCUGUUGACCUGCGGCCGCUGCCUGCAGACCUUCCCACUGGAGGCCAUCAUCGCUUUCAUGGACCACAAAAAACUGGGCUGUCAGCUCCUCCAGGGCGUCGGCCCCAUUUCAGAAUCCAAGGAGAUGAAGGCUCUGAGCUGUCUGCGAUGUGGCAGACAGUUCACUGGAGCUUGGAAGCUGCUAUGCCAUGCCCAGUGGGAUCAUGGGCUAUCCAUCUACCAGACAGAAUCUGAUACCCCAGAGUCCCCACUGCUGGGCCUGGCUGAGGUAGCUGCAGCCGUGUCGGCGGUGGCAGUGGUAGGAUCAGUUGAGGACAAGCCCCCCACAGUGAGUAGUGCGGCCCGGCGGAGCCCCACUUGCUUGGUGUGCAAGAAGACCCUCAGCUCUUUCAGCAACCUCAAGGUCCAUAUGCGUUCCCACACUGGUGAACGACCCUACGCCUGUGACCAGUGUCCCUACACCUGUGCUCAGAGCAGCAAGCUCAACAGGCACAAGAAGACCCACCGACAGCUGACACCUGGGAGUCCCUGCACCCCUGCUACCAACAGGGGGGUCUCCCCAACAGCCCCUCCAGAACCAGCUGACCAUGCAGCUGCUCCAGCCAGCACACUCCCACACCAGGAGGUGGAGAAGGCUGGAGCUGCAGCCACAGCAGGAAUACAGGAACCUGGGGCCCCUGGCAGUGGGGCUCAAGCAGGCCCAGAUGCUAUGGACUGGGGAGCCACUGCCAAAGUACAAAGGACUGACCCUAUAAAGAGUGAGAAGCCAACACCCAAGAAGACCCCCAAGUCGACAGGCAAGAGCCGCGGACCUGGGAGCAGCUGUGAGUUCUGCGGGAAGUACUUUGCCAACAGCAGUAACCUGACAGUACACCGGCGCUCACACACUGGUGAACGGCCCUAUGCCUGUGACCAGUGUCCUUACGCCUGCGCCCAAAGUAGCAAGCUCAACCGCCACCGCCGCAUGCAUGGUCUGGGACCUGGCAGUCCCCGCUAUGAGUGCCCACACUGCUGUGUGCCAUUUGGCCUCCGAGCCACACUGGACAAGCACCUGUGGCAGAACCAUCCAGAAAUGGUCUGAGUAGUUCUGUCAUCUCUUCAUCCUUCCCAUUAUGUGAAUAAAUCAUCUUGUAUUUA
Myodes glareolus (Bank vole) is the source of this 2906-nucleotide messenger RNA. RefSeq names its product zinc finger protein 296 (gene Znf296). Lineage: Eukaryota; Metazoa; Chordata; Mammalia; Rodentia; Cricetidae. Gene Ontology annotation, biological process: regulation of transcription by RNA polymerase II; negative regulation of dendrite development. Gene Ontology annotation, molecular function: DNA-binding transcription factor activity; RNA polymerase II cis-regulatory region sequence-specific DNA binding. Gene Ontology annotation, cellular component: nucleus. The record is from RefSeq and is a predicted model, not a curated record.